This is a messenger RNA of Castor canadensis (American beaver), 472 nucleotides long. NCBI's taxonomy places the organism in Eukaryota, Metazoa, Chordata, Mammalia, Rodentia, Castoridae. The record is from RefSeq and is a predicted model, not a curated record.
AGUCGCCGGAGGAGGCGUGAAUCGCGCAGGAAUUGACUAAUUUGGGGUAGGGGUGCGGUGGGUGAUGGAGCAGCCCGAGGACAUGGCGUCGCUCAGCGAGUUCGACUCCUUGGCGGGCAGCAUCCCGGCCACCAAAGUGGAGAUCACCGUGUCCUGCAGGAACCUCCUGGACAAAGACAUGUUUUCGAAGUCUGACCCAUUGUGUGUCAUGUAUACUCAAGGGAUGGAGAACAAGCAGUGGCGGGAGUUUGGACGCACCGAAGUCAUCGACAACACGCUCAACCCUGACUUUGUGCGCAAGUUCAUCGUGGAUUACUUCUUUGAGGAGAAACAAAACCUCCGAUUUGAUCUAUACGACGUGGACUCUAAGAGCCCAGAUUUAUCCAAGCACGAUUUCCUGGGCCAGGCCUUCUGCACCCUCGGAGAGAUUGUGGGGUCCUCUGGGAGCCGUCUGGAGAAGCCUCUAACGUAA